AUGAAGCGCGACCCGCAGCUCCCCGAGGAGCGCCCGGAGCCCCGGCCCCGCCCGAUCCUCCCCUGCUCGCCCUCGGGGCAGGCGGAGGGCGCGGAGCUGGUGGCGCCGCUGUGGAUCUUCGGCUACGGCUCGCUGGUGUGGAGGCCGGGCUUCGAGUUCACGUCGCGCAAGGUGGGCUUCAUCCGCGGGUACAGCCGGCGCUUCUGGCAGGGGGACACCUUCCACCGCGGCAGCGAGAAGAUGCCCGGCCGGGUGGUGACGCUGCUGGAGGACGGCGGGGCGUGCACGUGGGGUGUAGCCUAUGAAGUCCGUGGGGAACAAAUCGCUGCAUCGCUCGAGUAUCUCAACAUGCGAGAAGCUGUCCUGGGAGGCUAUGACACCAAGCUGGUGACGUUCCACCCUCAGGAGAAAGAUGCAGAGGAACCCAUCCUGGCUCUUGUUUACAUUGCAACACCCCAGAACCCUUCCUACCUUGGCCCGGCAUCUGAAGAAGACAUUGCAGCUCAAAUCAUUGUCUCAAGUGGUUGUGCUGGUCACAACAUUGAGUACUUGCUGAGACUGGCAGACUUUAUGCGCUACUUCUGUCCUCAAGCAGAGGAUAAACAUCUCUUCUCCAUCGAAGAGGCUCUUAUUUCCAUCCUUCCGUGUCUAUACUACACAGAGGAGUCACUAGAAGAAACUGCAAGUGUCCCUCAGAAGUCUAAGGGUUGA
This is a messenger RNA of Cinclus cinclus, 711 nucleotides long. RefSeq names its product ChaC glutathione specific gamma-glutamylcyclotransferase 1 (gene CHAC1). Bases 1 to 711 code for a protein of 236 amino acids. Gene Ontology annotation, biological process: glutathione catabolic process. Gene Ontology annotation, cellular component: cytoplasm. The transcript is spliced from 3 exons. NCBI's taxonomy places the organism in Eukaryota, Metazoa, Chordata, Aves, Passeriformes, Cinclidae. The record is from RefSeq and is a predicted model, not a curated record. Gene Ontology annotation, molecular function: glutathione specific gamma-glutamylcyclotransferase activity; gamma-glutamylcyclotransferase activity.